AUCAUAGAAGAAGAAGUUGCUCAAUCUGUCAGCCAAAUAGUGUAGGUAGAGUUCUAUCAAACUGGUAACUAGAAUUUGUCUUUAUUCAACAUCGACAAGACGUGGCAUCAUUUCGGAGUCCACAAUGACCGCAGGUCCAGAACACCGCUCCGUGUUUGAGUACUGUCUUCAAGACUCUGCUCUACAGGAGGUCAGAGAAGUUACCAGUGUUCAUGAGCCUCCUGUACAUACCAAGAAUCCAUCACCCAGUCAUGGAGUGACUGUGUGGCCCAAGGAGGAUCUCCAGGAUGAUAAACCGCCAGAGAGCAGCCUGGGUAGAGAUGUGUCUGACAGGAUGGUGUGCUCGGCCUGCCAGUGCCCCUUCGACACCCGGGAGGAGCAGAUGGAGCACUACAAGCUAGACUGGCACCGUUUCAACCUGAGGCAGAGACCAUCUGGUAAAACACCAGCCACAGUGGAGGAGUUUGAGAGGAAGACCGGUGGAGGAGACAUGUCCAGCAUCUCAGGUUCUGACUCGGAGGACGAGGAACCAGACAGCGACUGGGUUGUGGAGAACACCGAGGCUGCUCCUCUACAGAAGGACGACGGUGUUCUAGAAGCGGAAUCCUUCGGUCGCCUCUCCAACCGGGUCGUGUUCCAGAACUCUCAGGGGCAGUACCUGGCUGUCUACCGCUGUGUUCUGCAGAGCAAGUGUGCCAUAGAGGAAGACCUGGUGGCCUCUCUACAACGUCUCAGUAACAAGACUCUGUGGGUCAUUCUGAUGGCAGGUGGUGGACACUUCGCUGGAGCUGUGUUUCAAGGGAGAGAGGUGUUGCAGCACAAGACGUUCCAUCGGUACACUGUGAGAGCCAAGCGGGGGACAGCCCAGGGUCUGAGAGAUGCUAAGAACAGCAGUCAUGCUCCUAAAUCAGCCGGAGCUGCCCUGAGGCGAUACAACGAAUCUGCGCUCGUCAAGGAGAUCCAGGACUUACUGGAGAGCUGGUCUGACCACCUGACUGACGCCAGCGCCAUCUUCCUGCGUGCGCCCAGCCAUAAUAAAACCCUGUUCUUGGGGGGUAAAGCAGCUCCGCUGGUGAAGAAGGACCCUCGGAUCAGAACCCUGCCCUUCCCCACGCGCAGAGCCACCUUCAGAGAGAUAAAGAGAGUACACGAUGUCCUCUCCACUCUAAAUAUAUAUGGUAAAGACACUGACAUCUCCGACAUCCUGAGUCCCUCCAACAAAGUGUGGAAGAAGGCUCGUACACCUGUGGCUCUGCCAGAACCUUCCCAGGAGACAACAGCGCCCCUAGUGGAGGAGGAGGAGAGUACAGGAGAGGAGCUGGAGACGGUGGAGGUGACUCUGGGAACUCUGGACCUCCGGGAGCAUGAGAUCUACCCUGCCAGGAGGAAGAAGAGGAGACGCAGGACAGAGGACAGAGGUCUCAGUAACAGGGAAGCUGUGGGGUCUGCUGCUCCUGAAGAGAGUAACCAGGAGAGAGGAGGAGAGAAAAACCAGGGGAGGAGGAAACCCAAGGGGAAGAAGACGAUACAACAUGAAGAGGAGGAGCCUGAUGAGUCCUGGGACUAUGGCCUGAGGGAUGCUCUCUACACCGCCUGUAAGACUGGAGACCUGGACACCCUCAUCAGACUGUUACCAGUGAGGAGGGGAGAGGAGGGGGACCAGGAUGGACAGAGGGAGGACCAGGAUGGACAGAGGGAGGACCAGGAUGGACAGAGGGAGGACCAGGAUGGACAGAGGGAGGACCAGGAUGGACAGAGGGAGGACCAGGAUGGACAGAGAGAGGACCAGGAUGGACAGAGGGAGGACCAGGAUGGACAGAGGGAGGACCAGGAUGGACAGAGGGAGGACCAGGAUGGACAGAGAGAGGACCAGGAUGGACAGAGGGAGGACCAGGAUGGACAGAGGGAGGACCAGGAUGGACAGAGAGAGGACCAGGAUGGACAGAGAGAGGACCAGGAUGGACAGAGGGAGGACCAGGAUGGACAGAGGGAGGACCAGGAUGGACAGAGGGAGGACCAGGAUGGACAGAGGGAGGACCAGGAUGGACAGAGGGAGGACCAGGAUGGACAGAGGGAGGACCAGGAUGGACAGAGAGAGGACCAGGAUGGACAGAGAGAGGACCAGGAUGGACAGAGAGAGGACCAGGAUGGACAGAGAGAGGACCAGGAUGGACAGAGAGAGGACCAGGAUGGACAGAGAGAGGACCAGGAUGGACAGAGAGAGGACCAGGAUGGACAGGGAGACCAGGAUGGACAGAGGGAGGACCAGGGAGACCAGGAUGGACAGAGGGAGGACCAGGAUGGACAGAGGGAGGACCAGGGUGUAAAGCAAGAGGGAGAGAAGAAUCAGGGAGAGGUGGAGGAGAGCUGCUCUUCCCAGGCCCCUGCAGCCCAGAGUCCACUAGUCCAACUCAACCAGCCCAUAGACCCUGCAGCCCAGAGUCCACUAGUCCAACUCAACCAGCCCAUAGACCCUGCAGCCCAGAGUCCACUAGUCCUACUCAACCAGCCCAUAGACCCUGCAGCCCAGAGUCCACUAGUCCUACUCAACCAGCCCAUAGACCCUGCAGCCCAGAGUCCACUAGUCCAACUCAACCAGCCCAUAGACCCUGCAGCCCAGAGUCCACUAGUCCAACUCAACCAGCCCAUAGACCCUGCAGCCCAGAGUCCACUAGUCCAACUCAACCAGCCCAUAGACUCCUCAGGCUUCACUCUGCUUCAUGUGGCCUCCGCAGCAGGACAGAAAGGAGUGGUCCAGCUGCUGAUGGAUGCAGGCAGCGACCCGGCAUGCAAAGAUCAGACCGGACAGACUCCCUACAUUGUUGCUCCUGACAAGGACACCAGGAACGUGUUUAGGAAGUACAUGGCUGAUCACCCUGACAAAUACAACUACAGCAAGGCUCUGGUUCCUGGUCCGCUGACGGUAUCAUCGGAGUUGGAGUCCAAGAAGACGGACAAGAAGAGGGCUCAGAAAGCAGCCAAGAAAACCAGGGAGAAAGAACAGAAAGAACAGAGGAAGAAACUAGAGAUGGAGGCUGAGGAGAAGAAAAGAUUUGCCUCCUUAAGCGAUCGAGAGAAGAGAGCACAGGCUGCAGAGAAGAGGUUGGCAGAGCAUCAGGCCUCGACAGGGGGAGACCUUUCAAACACCAGGCGGUGUUGGCAGUGUGGGGAGUCCCUGGUGGGAAAGGUCCCGUUUCAAUACCUAGACUUCAGCUUCUGCACCCCUCGCUGUGUCCAGGAGCACCGCAAGGCUAAUGUGGCCAACAGAAGCAGGGCAGGAAACUGACUUUCAUGUUGCUACCGCCACAACCCUGCCAUACUGUUGCCACUUCACUAUAGAAGCCUCAGGCCUACUAAUCUAUUGGUUGGUGGGGACAGAGCACGCAGACCCAGAGACCUAACUGAACCAAGCCACAGACCUCAGUCAAUCUGCAUCUUGAUGUUGCCCAUCUGAUAGGAUUAAAAUGCACAGAAAUAGAAUUAAUAGAACAUACGAAUGGGGACUCCUGUUCUAUUCAUUAUAUUUCUAUGCAUUUAAUCCCACCAAAUAGGCCAAAAUCCAGAUGGAUAACUUUAGAUGAAAACUGGACCUGGUGCCUCCGAGACGAGCUUUGUUACGAUUCAGUUUAACUCAGAAGAUCUGCCUUGUUGCACCGUUGGAAAUGUGAAAGGUCAUUUUCCGAUUUGAGCCUUGAACAUGCAGCGUUUACCGUGAAAGCUGGGUGCCUUUUAAAUGGAGCUGAUCGUUUCAGGAAAGGAGGCGGAGCCUGAGUCUGAACCGGGUCCGAACCGGGUCCGAACCGGGUCUGAACCGGGUCUGAACCGGGUCUGAACCGGGUCCGAACCGGGUCCGAACCGGGUCUGAACCGGGUCUGAACCGGGUCUGAACCGGGUCUGAACCGGGUCUGAACCGGGUCCGAACCGGGUCCGAACCAGGUCUGAACCGGGUCUGAACCGGGUCUGAACUGGUGUCAAACUAAUUCACUGUUGGUGUCGAAUGGAAUAAUAAACCAUAUUAAUUCA
This is a messenger RNA of Oncorhynchus masou masou (cherry salmon), 4023 nucleotides long. RefSeq names its product ankyrin repeat and zinc finger peptidyl tRNA hydrolase 1 (gene ankzf1). Bases 125 to 3286 code for a protein of 1053 amino acids. Lineage: Eukaryota; Metazoa; Chordata; Actinopteri; Salmoniformes; Salmonidae. The transcript is spliced from 15 exons. The record is from RefSeq and is a predicted model, not a curated record. Gene Ontology annotation, molecular function: protein binding.